AAAAUUCCACAUUGGAGUCAUGAAAUAAAUCUGUCAUAUUAAUCUGACAGAUUUAUCUCAUCAUUAAUACAGUAUCUGAUCAAGAAUCUGUUUCCAAAUGGGAUCGUGCACAUUUCUUUAAACAGGUGUUAUUUAUGCCAAUGAAAACAUCCUGCGUCCUCCACUAGACCAUGCAGCUCGACUGAUCCGCUUCUAUUAACGUCCUCUGCGGUGGUUGUUUGUCAUGAUUACAGGCUACAACUCUGCUGCACACACGUUGUUCCACGCAGCAGAGCCUCCGUCUGACUGACACGCUGGACUACCCGCCUCCACCGCGCCACCGCCGUCCAAUGAGGCUGCGGAGCGGGGACGAGCCUUCAGCAGCAGCCUCUUAUUUCUCACUACAGUAGGACCCCGGAGCACACCGCCAGUCAUGUGACGGUCAUGGUAUGGUACAACUCGGCGAGCGCUCAGUCCAGUCGUAAGCUGCUGCUGUUGCCUGGUGUAUCUCAAGGGCAAAGCCCUGCUCUCGUAACAGACUGUCCCGUCGGACGCAGCGGAUAUAAACAAACCCUUCCUGCUCCUUUUGCAUUGGACAUGUAUUUGCUCUGAGUGGACGAGACAUUGUGUAUCCUGACUGGAGACCUUGGAUUGUUUCGCUGACGCUUACUUUUUCCAGUCUGAGAGAGAACGGCAGGUGUUUCACUAUCUUACACGGGUGGGAAACGUGGCCUUGGUGACCUGGGUUUGUUUGGCCUGACUUUCCAAGCUGCACAAGGAAUUGUUCUCUUAUAAAUCAUUCUAAACACAGACUGUGAGUCCAACAAGAGACAGAGGUUUGGCAGUAGCAAGGGAUGGUAGAUAACUUCCCAGCGACAAAGGAUACUUUUCUUCCUUACAGUGGCUCUCCACUGGCCCACUGGCUGUCUAACAUGGUGACAGACCUGGGGUCCUACCAGGUGAUGCCAUCCCCACUUUCGGAAGACGAACUGAGCGAGUCGUCCAGCCCUCGUUCCUGCUCUAGCCCGGACUCACAGGUGCUCAGCUCAAGCUAUGGCAGCAAUUCCAGUGCUGAGAGCCAGGAUAGCAUCCUGGACCACAUGCUGUCCCAGGCCUCUUUGGGAGGUUCUAACAGUGUCCUUGCUGGGUCUGUGGCACCUAUACCUUUAUCCACUUUCCUCUGGGACUCACGGAGAGAUGAGCCCUACAAACGUGAGCCAGUAAAGGAGGAACAUUUUGAUUUCCUCAACUGGUCCAAUGUGGAGACAGAGAAACAACUUGGAGUGUCCUUUCAGCCCACUCUGGAAGAGAUUGAAGAAUUCCUGGAGGAGAAUAUGGAGGUAGUGACAAUGAAGCAGGAGAUCCGAGUGGGUUGCCCAGAGUUGGGAGUGGGACUGGAGGAAUCUCUUGGUCUAGAAGUUGGCCUCCAGUGGUGCAAGGAGGCAUCCUCUGAUCAUAAGCUAGAGCCAGAGGCAAAGUAUUCAGACCAAACUGUUCCCAGCACCACUGACCUGGCCUCUGCUGCUUCCAGUGAGACCAAAGCUACAUUAGUUAACCCCACACAUGAGUCCAGAUCAGGGGCCAAAAACACAUCAGUCAACAAACCUUUAUCAACAGACAGUGGUAAUAGCAGUAGUGGAAUGCCUGUCAUCCUGCAGAUUCAGCCCCUUCAGAUCAAGCAGGAGCCCACAGUAGUACCAGUAGCUCAGCCCCCACAGCUUCCCACAGCAACAGACAUCAAAAUUGCACAGCUGCUAGUCAACAUCCAAGGUCAGACCUUUGCGCUGGUGCCCCAUAUUGUGCCCUCCUCUAACUUUAACAUCUCGUCCAAGUUUGUACGCAUUGCACCUGUCCCAAUUGCAGCCAAGCCUCUUGGGCUUGGGGAUAGCUCAGGCAGCCUGGGAUCAGGAAUUCUUACUGGAGGUCAAAAGUUCCAGAAGAAUCCAGUGGCGGAUCUUAUCAAAAUGCACAAAUGUACUUUUCCUGGCUGCACCAAGAUGUACACCAAGAGCAGUCACCUCAAGGCCCACCUGAGGAGACACACAGGGGAAAAGCCAUUCGCCUGCAACUGGCAGGGCUGUGGAUGGAGGUUUUCACGGUCAGAUGAGCUGUCGCGACACCGGCGGUCCCACUCGGGGGUCAAACCCUACCAGUGUUCUGUAUGCGAGAAGAAGUUUGCCCGCAGCGACCACCUCUCAAAACACAUCAAAGUCCACCGUUUCCCACGAAGCAACCGGACUGUUCGCGCAGCAAACUGACACCCUGCUCAUAUUAUUGGGUUCAUUGGAAAACGCUGGGAUCACUCUUAUACAGUCACUCUCGUGAAUGUGAACGUACGGGUCUGUGCACACACUUUUUGGCCUUCAUCAAGUCAAAAAUGAAUACAUGAGUGGAACAGUUUGCUUUUUAUUUCAGCAGUCUGUGAUUGUUCUAAGUUAUUGUAAAAAAAAGCAAGCCAACACAGUUGACCAUCCUGUCUGUGAUUAGCUGACGGUUGUUAUUGCUGUUGGCGCUUUGGUAUGUUUGUUCUGUCCUUAUCUCCUGCCUCAGCAGAAGAUAAAUUUAUUUUUAAUUCAGUCGGGAUUAUGUGGUUGAUUGGGUGAUAGCCUUGUCUGUCCAUUCUACCUGGAUUAAAACAGCUGCCUUUUAUCUUCCUGAAAGCUGCCACUGUCUUGCACAUUCCUCAUCUUAUGCAAUGUUAAGGAAGUUUGACUGAAGUUCACUGGGAUCCCCAUUAGCUACUAUCAGAGUUAUAACGAGUCUCCCUGGGCUCCACAGGCCUGUGAGGGGUCUAUGUCCUACUUUUUUUAUUUUAAGUUCAUUGACAGAAAAGGUGGAUCGUGUAUUUGUCAUUCAACGUGGUGUUGAUUUACAGGGAGAGAACUAUAGUACUAUAAAAACUUAAACUACUGAUUAGCUAAGAAAGUAAAGGGAAAUUUUUAAACAAGCUUCCAGGACUCCGCUCACGUUUUUACAGCAGCUCUGUAAAGCUGCUGAGACGCAAGAAGGAGAAUGACAGCGCAACACAAUAAAUGCAAAAAAAAGUGAAACACAACUAAAAGGCUAAGCGCACUUUUGAUCAGUGUUAAGUGUUUAUUGUUGUUGUUUUUAUUAAGCUAUAAACUGUACCUACAUGCUGGUAUUUGUUUGCUUUUCUGGCCUUAACUGUACCACAAAGCUAAAAGGUUUUUGGAAAUCAGGCUUUUCAGUGAUGCACAUUUCAGGUGACUGUUCAAAUGGUGUCAUGACAUGGCCCGUGUCUCUAUGUGCACAGCCGCAGAACUGAAUGUCUCAGUCUGCAAUUAGUUUUAUUUGAACUACUAGUUUUCUGACAACUUGACACAAAAGCUGCCUCAGCUCUGCUUUAUCUGUUACUGUAGACACCUUGGACAGCCUUCCACCUCAGCUGGCAGUUAUGUUAUGCUGGGAUGGCAUCAGUGGACACACAACAUACCACGGUGCUGAACUACAGGGAGAACCUGCUUAAUGGGAUAUGUAGUCACAACAACCUUCGUGAGGCCAAGACAAACACCCUAAUUGCCCUCAAACAUUAUUUGAUACGUGUAGUAGCCCUGUUGUGAAUAUGUAGGGGAGUGGCGGUGCCGUCCAUGCUUCGUUCAUAUAUGUAAAUGGACAACAAGCGGGGUACACAACAUUGAGCAUCAUUCCUUUCAUUAAAUUUUUGAAUUGUCAAUGCUUGUGUGAACACAGGUGUUUAAUCACAUCCUAUGAAUGUAUGUAAAUAUGCAGGAGUGUACAUCACUGCAUCCGGGAAUAGACACAGAUGAUUCUGAUACCAUAUCCUAAAACAAAUGAGUGGUUGUGCAGAUUUGUAGUUUAAACCUAAAUGUGUACAUAACUUAACAUUUCAGUACAUAUGAAUAUAUUAUAUAUAUUUUUUAUUUUUCUUUGUUCUAUCCAAGAUGCAUUUACAAAUAAAAGUGAAAAGAAGCAAA
Messenger RNA from Scophthalmus maximus (turbot), 3935 nucleotides. Its product is annotated as Krueppel-like factor 15. Gene Ontology annotation, biological process: regulation of transcription by RNA polymerase II. Gene Ontology annotation, molecular function: DNA-binding transcription factor activity, RNA polymerase II-specific; RNA polymerase II cis-regulatory region sequence-specific DNA binding. The record is from RefSeq and is a predicted model, not a curated record. The coding region runs from base 834 to 2237 and encodes 467 amino acids. The transcript is spliced from 3 exons. Lineage: Eukaryota; Metazoa; Chordata; Actinopteri; Pleuronectiformes; Scophthalmidae.